This is a messenger RNA of Gracilinanus agilis (Agile Gracile Mouse Opossum), 1022 nucleotides long. RefSeq names its product myosin regulatory light polypeptide 9. Lineage: Eukaryota; Metazoa; Chordata; Mammalia; Didelphimorphia; Didelphidae. The transcript is spliced from 4 exons. Gene Ontology annotation, cellular component: cytoplasm. Gene Ontology annotation, molecular function: calcium ion binding. The coding region runs from base 160 to 678 and encodes 172 amino acids. The record is from RefSeq and is a predicted model, not a curated record. Gene Ontology annotation, biological process: platelet aggregation.
CCGGAAGUGCUUGGGACUUCGGCUGCUUCCUGGACCGUCUAGAGCUAAAUUGAGUUUUGCGUAUCGUAGAGAGUAGCCUCCGCCUUCAAGCCCGCCAGUAGUUGUUUGUCGCCACCGUUGUUCUCGGGUUCUCAGCCGCGGAAGGAUUUAUCAGUCAACAUGUCAAGCAAAAGGGCAAAGACAAAGACCACCAAGAAGCGCCCUCAGCGCGCAACUUCAAAUGUAUUUGCUAUGUUUGAUCAAUCACAAAUUCAGGAAUUCAAAGAGGCCUUCAAUAUGAUUGAUCAGAACAGAGAUGGUUUCAUUGACAAGGAAGAUUUACAUGACAUGCUUGCUUCCUUAGGAAAGAAUCCAACUGAUGAGUACCUAGAUGCCAUGAUGAAUGAAGCUCCAGGUCCUAUAAAUUUUACCAUGUUCCUCACAAUGUUUGGGGAAAAGUUAAAUGGAACUGAUCCAGAAGAUGUCAUCAGAAAUGCUUUUGCUUGCUUUGAUGAAGAAGCUACUGGAACUAUUCAAGAAGAUUACUUGAGAGAAUUACUGACAACAAUGGGAGACAGAUUCACAGAUGAAGAAGUAGAUGAGCUGUAUAGAGAAGCACCUAUUGACAAAAAGGGAAAUUUCAAUUAUAUUGAGUUCACACGCAUUCUUAAACAUGGAGCAAAAGACAAAGAUGACUAAAAGGAAAUGUCAAAUUCAUGCCAACAGUUCUUGUUUUCACUUUGUUUAUUUCUGAGACUUUCUGAUAGAACAUGUUUGCAUGCACUCAGCUUUACAGCUUUUGCCUCUCAUUGUAUUUAUUCCAAGCCAUUUGGGGCACACUUGCACCUCUGUAAUCAGACUGGAAAAAAGGGGGGUUAUCACUUUUUUAAGCUGAAGUAAAAUAGAAUUGGAGAAAUGAUCAUUGACUUGUGAAAGCCUAAAUGGGGGGAAAAUCUCAAUUUCUGGUUUAGCUGGAUUUUUUUUACAUUUUUUGUAUUAAAUACUUUUAAAAUAAAGAUUGUGAACAAAGUAUUUCCACUAAA